AUCCAGAGAUAAUUCGUCGUUUAACGAAGAUCGUAUCGAAGAGUUUUUCGAUAUAAAUUCACCGUUGUUCCGAAUCGCGUACAUCGUUCUCAUUAUCUUAUCGCCGUUUCGAGAGUGUCUGCGAUAGAGAGAGAGAGAGAGGCGUCGCGGAGGAGGAGGAGAGGUGUGUAGUCCGCGUUGCGGCGUCGUUGCGAGUGUUGCGCAACCGUAGCGACCGGUCGCGAAUAAUGAAGUCGAAGACGAGCGAAAAUUUGAUCGCGAGUGAAAGUAACGGGGUGAAGAGGGACCAGGAACUCAAGCAGAAACAACUGAAGAAGGGUAAAACGUUCUGCCAGUCUUGCAAGAAGAAGUGCAGCGGGGAGGUGCUACGAGUGCAGGACAAGUAUUUCCACAUAGGGUGUUUCAAGUGUGCUCAGUGCAACUCGAGCUUAGCGCAGGGUGGCUUUUUCGCUCGUGAGGGCUCUUACUACUGCACCAAGGAUUACAGGGAACGCUGGGGGACGAAGUGCGCUGGCUGUGGCGAAUACGUCGAAGGAGACGUGGUCACCGCCGGCGACAAGCACGCCUUUCAUCCAAAUUGUUUCCACUGUCAGAGAUGCAGACAACCUCUGUUAGGCCAGGGAACUAAAGUGUCCCUCGUUCAGGGUCAAGCUCUGUGUCAUCGAUGCGUCGGUAUCCCGGUUCGAGAGGCCUCGACGCCGGUCGGGAAUAGCGCUAACACCAGAGGAUCGGCAGACGGGCCAUCUGACCCUGGUGCCUGCGCUGGUUGCGGAAACCAAUUACGGGAAGGACAGGCUUUGGUCGCGCUCGAUCGACAGUGGCACGUAUGGUGUUUCAAGUGCCACAGCUGUGACACCGUGCUCCACGGCGAGUACAUGGGAAAAGAUGGUGUGCCUUACUGCGAGAAGGAUUAUCAGAAGCAGUUCGGCGUGAAGUGUGCCUACUGCAAUCGUUACAUCAGCGGCAAGGUGCUUCAGGCCGGGGACAAUCAUCAUUUCCAUCCAACCUGUGCUCGGUGCACCAAAUGCGGCGAUCCUUUCGGUGACGGCGAGGAGAUGUACUUGCAGGGCGCGGCCAUUUGGCAUCCGCGGUGCGGUCCGGGGCCCAGUGGGCCUAACGGCAUAGUAAACGGCCACGGCGAAGCUCACACGCCCCAGCAUCGAGAGUCUGAGAGGAUCUCGAGCAGUGCUUCAGAGAUGCAGUUUUCAUUGCGGUCACGCACGCCAAGCCUGAACGGAUCACUCUGCAGCCCUUACAGCAGCCUCAGUCGCAAGUAUUACCCCGCGCGAACUGGCAGUCCCGGAUUGAUAUUGCGAGAGUACGGCCGCGGUCCAUCCGAAGACGUGUCUAGGAUUUAUACUUACUCGUACUUGACCGAAACGCCCAGCCAAGGAUACUUGAGACGUCCUAUACAGCCGUACGACAAACCACCGACUAGCCCACACUUUCAUCGACCCAGCUCGUCACGUUCGAUAAGAAGCAGCGGCGGACGCAGCAGCCGAUCUGGAAUGCGAGCUCUGGUCGAUGCUCUCAGCGAGACCAGACCGAAGUCACCGGCCAGUCAAGUAGAUAAUGACGAGCCAAUAGAGCUGGCGCAUUAUCCGGACGCCAUGAAACCUCCUCCUGGAGCCAAGCCGCCGAUCGAGAGGGACGAUUUCCCUGCUCCACCUUAUCCUUACACGGAUCCUGAGCGACGUAGACGAUGGUCCGACACUUACAAGGGUGUACCUGCGUCGGACGACGAGGACGAGGUGGAUAACAACAAGACGUAUAUAAAGGAGGUGGAGGAGAAGCUAAAGAAGGAACACGACGAGCUGAGUAAAAUCGACACUGGGAUAGCGAAGGUGUUCUUGCAAGAUCGUGAGAAGGAUCGGGAGAAUUUGAGACACAAAGCGGCGAACGUGGAUCCUAGGAACGCAUCGAGAACACCAUCGGCUGCCAGGGAACCGACUUAUAGAUUACGAUACGAGAGUCCAGUUGGCGCGUCGCCAUCGAGAAAUAUAGAUCACGCCAGACCGUGGGAAGACGAUGAUGGCUUCAGUUACAGGUCGAGCGUAGGGCCAAGUUACAACGUUGGGAGGUCAUCGGCACGUUCCCCGGCUCCCAGAAACUAUCCACCCCUUGGUACUCAACGCGCCUUCACUCUUCCAAACGCCGCUAGGCACUAUCAUUCGGGUGAUUAUUCGUUCAGUGGGAUGGGCGACAAGACGCACAGCACUGAUUUCUCAUCUGGCAAAUCAGAUAUAUCGACAGGCAGCAUCACGGAUGUGGAUCGACGGGCAUUGGUAUGUACUACAGCCCCAUACUACUCCCGGCGAAUUAGCAUGAAUGAUGGUGGUAUGCUGCCAUCAUCCACCACGUAUACAGGUGGCCUAGGUUCGGGAGUCGGAAGUCACGUGGGCCAUCAUGUAAGAAGAUCGUUGCCAGACAUGGGAACAGCGCCGUCCGAACCGCCGAAACUCUAUCCUUACCACUUACUUGUCAUCACUAACUACAGGCUGCCCGCUGACGUGGAUCGUUGCAACCUCGAACGGCAUCUAUCCGACGCGGAAUUCGAGGCAGUUCUUCAGUUCAGCCGCGCCGAAUUCUACAGACUACCACAAUGGCGUCGUAACGAAAUCAAAAGACGUGCCCGACUGUUUUAACCGGCGACCAUCAGUCUACGCGUUCUACUUAUUACCUUCAUCGUGUCACGACUCUGUUACCGUGCUAUAGAGUGUACAUUCCUUCGACGUGGUAGAUGUUGUAUCAUGAGAGAGAAGAGGGAACACGUGUUGGAGGAAAUCGACGAUCAAUUUUCUCUUCACAAAACCCAUCCGCGAUCCGUAUAUAUAGAUAUAUAUCAGAGCAUCGUUAUCGUCGCGGAUGUAACAAUAAUUGUGUGAUCCUUCGUCACACGCUUAUAUACACGCAAACAAACACUCACACAGAGAGAAAGACACAUUACACGCAUAUUGGUCGUUCACACGACGACACGUUUAUACAUGAACACGGAAACACAGAGAACCACUGCCAUUCGUCGUCAAUUCUGUUCUCUCAGCAGCGAAUCCACAGGCAGCUUGAAACUCUCUGAUCGUUGAAUUAAAUGAUAAAGAGAGAAAUUAUCACCACCCUGUGACUUCGGUGCUCCUUUCGGGAGAAUCUUUGCUGUUCGUAAAAACCUAGAAAAAUGAAGAAAAAAAUAUUAUUAUUAUAUCUUUAUCCCGUUUCUGUGAUUGGCAGAAGGAGAAGAAGCUGCUAAGAAUAAGUCGGUAAAAGACGAGACAGUGUGAAGAAGAAGGUGUGAGAACGUUUCGAACGUUCGAUUGUCCGACGUUGUUAUCGAAAGAAGAUAUACCGUUCGUAUAUCGAUCACUGCUAACAACCGUGUACAAUUGUUUCUCGCAAAAUGGAAACGGUUCGACGAGAAGGAAGGAAGAAAAAGAGAGAGAAUUAUCUCUUAUCCUGUAAUCUAGCAUGUAAUCCAAUUUUCAUCGAUCAUGUGAUUUUCACGGUUUCGAAGGAAGAGAUUCGAGAAGAAGAAGAAGAAGGCGGGGUAGAUGGGUAAUCAUUUUAGAGAAGUGGCCGAAACGAGGAGAGACAUCAGGAUCGUCGUCUGAAGUUUUAUCGUUUAACUUGGAGGAACGUCAUCUUCGUGACUUUACGUCGACGAAUUAAAAGAAGAAAAAAAAAAACAAAAAAAGAGGAAAGACGCGGAAGAUUCGAA
Molecule: messenger RNA, 3706 nt
Organism: Habropoda laboriosa
Lineage: Eukaryota; Metazoa; Arthropoda; Insecta; Hymenoptera; Apidae
Gene: Unc-115a
Product: actin-binding LIM protein 2
Exons: 15
Coding region: 228-2645 (805 amino acids)
Biological process (GO): lamellipodium assembly; cytoskeleton organization
Cellular component (GO): actin cytoskeleton
Molecular function (GO): actin filament binding
Source: RefSeq, a predicted model, not a curated record